This is a messenger RNA of Budorcas taxicolor (takin), 2846 nucleotides long. It is a transcript of the gene CCDC8, whose product is annotated as coiled-coil domain containing 8. Bases 681 to 2213 code for a protein of 510 amino acids. The transcript has a single exon. Gene Ontology annotation, cellular component: 3M complex. The record is from RefSeq and is a predicted model, not a curated record. Gene Ontology annotation, biological process: regulation of mitotic nuclear division; microtubule cytoskeleton organization. Lineage: Eukaryota; Metazoa; Chordata; Mammalia; Artiodactyla; Bovidae.
GGGAGGCGCGGCAAGGUCAGCCUGGCUUGAGGUGGCAGCCUGCCUAGGAGUGGGAGACCCUCCUGGGGAGCUGCGCCGCGUCCUCCGAGCGCCUCGGCCAUAUUGAAUAGCCAAGGCCGAGCCGCCUUUGUCUGCGAAGUCCUCUCUCAAGUUCCAGGCGCAUCUGUGGCACAGGAAGAACCACCGGCCAGCCCGUGCGCCCGCAGUUGGAGCCGGGACACCGCGUCUGCAGCUUGCAGUGGGCUGGGAGCCUCAGAACUGACCUCACCCGGGCUCACGUAAGCAUCCUGGAAAUUGAUUCCCACUAAUCCUUCGCGGGGAGCGGAUCGAGACCGGACUUGUUGCAGAGAAAAGUGGGAAGUGAGACUCUCUGGACAGCGCUGCGGGGAGAGCAACCUACUCCCCUCUCCCCGCCCAAGACUCGAGGCUACGAGCAGUUUGGGCUCAUUGCCCCCAGCCCAGAUUUCACCCUGGAGAUCUUAAAGACGCUCGAGAAAAGCCAUGUGGGGGGCUGGUUCCCCUGGGGCUUCCUCCCGUCCCCCGACUGCCUCAUCCUUUGGAGCGUCCCGGACGUCUGCAAAGACGUGGAUCUGGACGUCCUCGUCGAAGCUUUGAAGCCCGUGGGGACCUUUAAGAAAAUCGGCAAGGUGUUCCGCCGGGAGGAGGACUCCACCGUGGGCAUGCUGCAGAUUGGGGAAGAUGUGGACUAUCUGCUCAUUCCCCGCGAGGUCCGGCUGGCCGGAGGCGUCUGGAGGGUCAUUUCCAAGCCAGCCACCAAGGAGGCAGAAUUUCGGGAACGGCUGAUCCAGUUUCUGGAAGAAGAGGGCCGCACCCUGGAGGACGUGGCCCGCAUCAUCGAGAAGAGCACCCCGCAUCCACCCCAGCCCCCUAGAAAGUCUAAGGAGCCCCGAGUGAGGAGGAGAGUCCAGCAGAUGGUGACCCCACCCCCCCGGCUGGUCGUGGGCACUUAUGACAGCAGUAACGCCAGUGACAGCGAGUUCAGCGAUUUCGAGACCUCCAGGAACAAGGCUGACAAGGGCCGCAAAGGCGCCGGCCGUGGCAGGAAGGUGCGCAAAAUGCCCGUCAGUUACCUGGGCAGCAAGUUCCUCGGAAGCGACCUGGAGAGCGAGGAUGAUGAGGAACUGGUGGAGGCCUUCCUCAGGCGAGGGGAGAAGAAAGCCAGCGCGCCUCCUCCCCGCCGCCGGGUGAACCUGCCUGUACCCAUGUUUGACGACAGCCCAGGGCCCCAGCAGUCCAAAGCGGACAGGUGGCGGGAGUGUGUCAGCCAGGUGUCCUGGGGGAAGCUGAAGCGGAGGGUGAAGGGCUGGACACCGAAGUCCAGCCCCGGGGUGGGCGAGGCCAGGCAGGCCUCUACCAGGGUGGAGAGGGACAGUGCAUCGGUGCCAGGCAGUGCCAGCCUGGGGUGUAACCUGGGAAAUGCACGAGAUGGGCGGGUGGCUGAGACCCCCCCAAGGCGAUGGAGGCCCCAGAUCAACUGGGCUUCCUUCAGACGUCGCAGGAGGGAGGAAACAGCUUCCAGAGCUCAGGGGGGAGAGGCUGCAAAUGAGCAGAGGGUGGAGGCUGCAAAUAAUCAGAGGGGGGAGGCUGUAGGUAAUCAGAGGGUGGAAGCUAUAGCUAAUCAGAGGGGGGAGGCUAUAGGUAAUCAGAGGGGGGAGGCUGUAGAUAAUCAGAGAGCAGGGCCCAUAGCUGUCCAGGAGGCAGAGGCUGUGGAUAAUCAGAGAGCAGAUGCCCUGGCUGUCCAGGGGGCAGAGGCCAUACCUGUCCAGGGGGCAGAGGCCCCGGCUGACCCGAGGGCAGAAGCUGCAGAGGAUCCGAGGGCAGAGGCCCCGGUUGUCCAGGGAGCAGAGGCUGUACCUGAUGGGGAAGAAGCUGGAUCGGUCCAGAGGGCAGAAGCUGCCUGUAAUCAGAGGGCAGAGACCCCGGCUGUUCAGGAGGCUGAAUCCUCAGCUGCCGGAAGGGCCACAGGGGCCACUGCAGGAGCUCGGACCCGGAAACCAGUCAAGACAGUGAGGUUCCAGACCCCCGGACGCUUUUCAUGGUUUCGGAAGCGCCGGAGAGCCUUCUGGCACACUCCCCGGUUGCCCACACUACCCAAGAGAGUGCCCAGGGCAGGCGAGGUCAGGAGCCUCAGGGUCCUGCGGGCCGAGGCCAGAGCGGAGGCAGAGCAUGGCGAGCAAGAGGACCAGCUGUGAGGUGAGGGGAGGGGGGCCACGGAGGACCUCAGCACCUGCCGCAGUGUGGGUCCCUCACGGCAUGUGUCUAACUCUCCACACUUGAAAAUGGAGGUAGAGAAAAAAAAAAGAUAAAAAAAAGGAAAAUGGAGGUAGAAUGAGGGCCUGGCAGUGCCUCUCACGUCUCUACCGAAUGUCCCUUUCUUAUUAAAACUGUAUUUUCUAUGCAUUGAUUUUUUUUUUUUUUCUGUCUUUCUCUUUUUUCCCACAUAGCUUGUGGGAUCUUAGUUUCCUGACCAGGGAUUGAACCCAGGUCUCCCCAGUGGUGAAAGUGCUGAGUCCUAACCACUGGACUGCCGGGGAAUUCCCUAUGCAUUGAUUUUUUUUUUUUUUGCAUUGAUUUUUUUUUUUUUAAUACAGACUCUCUAUAGUAACCCAAGGAAUGUAAUGAAAGAAACCCAUACAAUGGAGUUGCAUCCCCUAUGAUCUUAACUUCCUCAAAUGCAACUCUAGGUGCUCAGCCUGGAAAAGGGAGCGAGGCAAAGGAGAAAUCCCUUCCUCUUUCCCUUUUUCUUCCCCCUUUUGCCCAUACACUUUCACUCACUGCCUCCUGGAACUGGAAAAGAGGGCGCAGGUCAACAUGCAAAUAAAAAU